Molecule: messenger RNA, 1402 nt
Organism: Oncorhynchus mykiss (rainbow trout)
Lineage: Eukaryota; Metazoa; Chordata; Actinopteri; Salmoniformes; Salmonidae
Source: RefSeq, a predicted model, not a curated record
ACCCACCUGAACACACUUUACAAGAACGUUCCAAAUCCAAGCAACUAUCCUGCACCAUUCCCAGAAAAGUUGUGGGAAGUCUCUGCAUCAGGCACUCUAUCCAACGCAGCAGUUCCUACUAUCCAACCACUAUCUAAUACAGCCAGUGCCUCCCAACCAGCCAACACAGCCACUUCAUCCAGUGCAACGACACCCUCCUGGACAACACGUCGAUGUCUGGCCAGCAUGCUGAUUGCGAAAGAAGGUCGGAGUCCGCCACAGUCUCCACGGUGCAUCUCAAUUAUCCGUGUGCCGUCAAUCGUGUACGAAACUCUGUCUGUCGAUACAAAAAACCUCCGCUUCGAGAGUCGUCUGGAAGUCCCGCUGUCUUGGGAAGACCCUGAUUUAUCAUGGGACACAUCAGUCUAUCAUCAUGAUGUGGUGGUCCUGCCUGUCAGCAAAAUCUGGACUCCUGAACUCCAUGUGACUAAUGGAGUGCAAACAACGAUGAAGCACGGCAACAAGGAUUUACUGGUGCACAGCAACGGGACUAUAGAGCACAUGGUCAUCAUGAACACUGUGGUGGGCUGUGAGGUCAAUCUGUACAAUUACCCCUUCGCUUCAGAUUUCUGCCCCAUCGCCAUCAAUGUAUGGGCACUUAAAGGAUGUGGCAUGUUCCUGAACUUUGGGAAAGUGAGCACAACUAGUGCAAACCGUGGGGACUGGCUAACCGAGGAGGUGGAACUCAAUGCUAAAGGAGGCAGAGAUGAUCGCAACUAUCUAUGGGUGUCGCUGAAAAUGAGGUCUGAAAACCCAUUUCUGUCCCUGGUCCUGCCCAGUAUACUGAUCAUUGUGGCAGAUGUGGUGAGCUUCUCCCUGCCACUGGGAGGGGGCGAGCGUAUCUCAUUCAAGGUUACACUGGUUCUCAGCUUCAUCAUGUUCCUCAUCAUCCUCAACGACCUACUGCCUGGAGGAGGCCAGUGCAGCCCCAUCAUCCGAAAGCACUUCUGUUUCUGUUUGGUCAUCCUGGUGUUGAGCACGUUGCAGUCUAUGGUGCUCACACGCCUGGCUAAGUGUGGCACUCUCUGGCCCUGCAGCCUCUCCAAGUCCAAAGACUCACUGCUUAAAGACACAGACAAUGAAGAGGAAUCCAAGUCUGAUAUUAAAGCCUCAGAGGAAGAGAAGAAUACAGCCCUCCAGAAGGUGGUGAAGUUUCUCAACAAAAUGGCUGCACAAGACCACAAAAAUGCUAUACACCAUCGCUUUGCCAACAAAGUGGACUUGAUCUGUUUCUGUAUCUAUCUCACCGUCCUCAUCGUUUAUGCAGUCGUCAUUUUAUAUUUCUCCUUUGGUUCUCGAUGUGAGAUCAACCAAUUAGAUUUCUGGUCAUAAAUUCUUUAUUCGCUUUUAACAACCAUAUUUU